Octopus sinensis (East Asian common octopus) is the source of this 1097-nucleotide messenger RNA. RefSeq names its product protein D2-like. Bases 370 to 924 code for a protein of 184 amino acids. The record is from RefSeq and is a predicted model, not a curated record. Lineage: Eukaryota; Metazoa; Mollusca; Cephalopoda; Octopoda; Octopodidae. The transcript is spliced from 4 exons.
CUCUACAUUUGUAAAGUCUCUUGUAUAAGAUCUUAUUAUUCACAUUAAUUGCUUGAUUAACUGUGCCACUGUUAAGAGAUCUUUCACAAUGUCUGUCUUGAACAGUAAAAAUAAAGAAAUUAAUACAUAAAGAACUCAUUAUCCAUGCUUAAAAUCUAAUGAACCAAUGCCCAAGACUGUUGUUGUUAUUUUGAGAAUAAAGGUUAUAAAAGCAGAAACAACAGCACAAGGAAAGCAGAAGUUUCAAGCAAAUUUAAUGUUUAUCUCAAGGAUAAUAUAAGACUAAUAACGUUUAUUCCAAGGAUAAUACAAAAAGAAAACCCCAUCAAAACUGAUUUAUACAUUACUAAAAUAAUAUAAAAAUUACCAAUGGAGGCUUUCAAUACUCAUGGUCUCGUUAACAGAAUAGUGGAUAGAUUGCCAUCAAAACAGCUUUUGGUUCGUUAUAAUAAUGUAGAAAUUGAACCAGGAAUGACAAUUACACCCUCUCAAUCAAGAAAUCCACCUCAAAUAUUAUUUGAUUCCCACCCAAGAGAGUAUUAUACACUCAUAAUGAACGAUCCAGAUUCUCCGAGUCGAAAUGAUCCCAAGUUUAGUGAGUUUAACCAUUGGCUUGUGGUCAAUAUCCGUGAAGGGGAUGUCUCUAAAGGGGAGACGAUGUCUGAAUAUGUUGGACCACUGCCGGCAAAAGGUUCAGGCCAUCACCGUUACGUAUUCAUGUUGUACAAACAACCUAAUGGCAGAAUGGACUUUCCUGGACUGAAAAAGUUAACAAACAACAGUGCAGAAGGUAGACCUAACCACAGGAUGAGAGAUUUUGCUCGGAAAUACUACCUGCAGGAUGCAAUCUAUGGAAACUUCUUUCAGGCUGAAUGGGAUGAAAGUGUACCCAAGCUACAGCAACAGAUCAAAAUGCAAACCUAAAUAUUGAUUUGAUAUAAAAACAGUCGAAAGAACAUUAUAUUGAGUUGUGUUGCUAACGAAAAAAAUACUAAAAGAAAUUUUAAUGAUUUUUAAGCUACUAAAAUAUAUUUUGCUCAUUAUAAAUGUCACAGGAAACACUAUACAAUAAAGAGAAAUAUGUUUUGAAGUAAGAA